GUCAAAGUUUAAGUGCUCCACAUUGAUGCUGUUCUAAUUGGCAAUUUGGAUCUUUUAGCUUUUCUCUCAAUCCUGUAAAUUAAAAAAAACAUCUACAAGAGCCUGAACCUCAGGAAACCAUGGUGAAAUACACAGUUGAAGUCUUCACAGGUGAUGCUUUCACUGCUGGGAACGCCAAUGCCGUCUUCAUCAAACUCAUUGGUACAAAGGGUAGCAGUGAACCACAAAUCCUUGAUCGCUUUACAGGCAUACCAGGCUGUUCAAAGACGCUGACUGUGUCCUGCAAAGAAAGUCUUGGAACGUUCUUUCUGGUUCAGUUGGAGCUCAAGGCACUUGUGUUUGAAGAUUACUGGUUCUGUUCCAAAGUUAUUGUCACUGAACCUGAAGGACGCCGGCUGCUGUUCCCGUGUUACCAGUGGUUGUCUCCUAAGAAGAAGGCAAUUCUCAGAGAGGCUACAGCUAAGUUAAGCCACAAGGACACAGAGGAGAUAGCCAUUCGCCAUCGGCGUGAAGAUGCUGCAAGAAAACGUGAGGACUUCAGAUGGAGUGUGUAUGACUCUGAAAUGCCUCACAUUGUACAGGCGGACUCAGCAAGCAGUUUGCCUUAUGAGAUCAGAUUCUCCUUCACGAAGGAAAAGGAGUUUCAGUACUCACUGUUGAGAGCUUCAGUGGACUUAGAACUAAACAACUUUCAUCAUCCCACAAACACAUGGAACAGCAUGGAGGAACUUGAGGCUCUCAAGAGGAACUUGACUGGAACCCAUGAAUACAUCAAGAAACAUUGGAUGACCGACACAUUCUUUGGCUACCAGUUUCUGAACAGCCUGAAUCCCAUGAUGAUCAAGCGUUGCUCAAAGCUGCCCAAGAACUUUCCAGUCACUAAUGACAUGGUCAUCUCCUCUUUACCAAAAAAGAGCACUUUGGAAAAAGAAAUGGAGAAGGGAAAUAUCUUCCUGUGUGACUAUGCAAGACUAGAUGGAAUUGAGGGAAAUGUGAUAGACGGGAAGCAGCAGUAUUUGGCUGCCCCUCUUUGCUUACUCUUCAGCAAUCCUCAGGGCAAACUGCUGCCCAUCGCCAUCCAGCUGAAGCAGAAGCCUGAGGCAGAGAACCCCAUUUUCCUCCCUACUGACUCCAAGCAUGACUGGCUUUUGGCAAAGCUCUUCGUGAGAAACGCAGAUUUUAACGAACACGGGCUGAACUUCCAUCUGCUACGCACUCACCUGUUGGCUGAGGUCUUUACCAUGGCAACCCUGCGCACCCUGCCCUCUGUUCAUCCCCUCUUUAAGCUUCUGUUUCCUCAUAUUCGCUACACUCUCCAAAUCAAUGUCUUGGCGAGGAAACAGCUGGUAUCAGCUGAUGGAGUUUUUGCUAUGCACUCUGCUUUAGGACAUAAAGGACUGACUACAUUCCUAAAAAGAGCUACUGCCAGUCUGACCUAUAGCUCUCUGUGUUUGCCGGACAACAUUAAGGAGAGAGGCCUGGAGAACAUUCCCCAUUGCUACUACAGAGAUGACGGCCUCAAGCUGUGGAACAUCAUUCACAAGUUUGUGCAUGGGGUAUUGGCACAUUACUACACCGAGCCUGACGUCCAGGAGGACACUGAGCUCCAGACGUGGCUGACGGAGAUCGUAGAACGCGGCUUUCUGAAAAAUGACAACAGUGGAAUCCCCAAGUCUUUCCACACAGUAGCUGAACUCGUCAAGUUUGUCACCAUGUUGAUCUUCACCGUGUCGGUCCAACAUGCUGCAGUCAACAAUGGCCAGUUUGACUUUGGAGCUUGGAUGCCCAACUUUCCCAGCACCAUAAAGAUUCCUCCUCCCACCAGAAAGGGACAAGCAACAGCAGACUCCAUUGUUGCAGCCUUACCUGAUGUGAGAAGCACACUUAAAUGGAUCGCUUUGUUUCACCUGCUGAGCAAGAAGUCCUCAGAUCAUUAUCCUCUUGGAUAUUACCCAGAGGAGCACUUCAUUGAGGCCGUUCCCCUUCAGAAAAUGGAACAGUUCAGGAAAGAUCUGAAAGCUCUCGAGGGUGAAAUAGAAGCAAGAAACAAGAAUCUUGAGCUUCCGUAUGAUUACUUAAAUCCGAAGAAUGUGGAUAAUAGUGUAGACAUUUAAGAACAUGGAUAAUCAGUCUGAUGGCAAUGCAUAAUCAAUUUGCUGAAAAGAUUCUGAUCACACUCCAAACAGAUUUUCCUGUUCUUUCAUUCUGCUUCUGUCUUCUACCACAUAUUGCAUAUGAUAAUUCUUAAACACUGCAUUCCACUGAUAUUUAACAUUUAGAAAUGAGGUAAUGCAUUGUUGGCUAUGUUACAAUUUUGGGGUGGUACUUAUUCUAUCAGGUAGCUACUUUUUCACAAGCAACAUUAAUGUUUAAGUGGGUUUUAAAGCAAAUCAGUCUGACCUGUAGACAGAUGAAGGUAUCCUGCUAACCAGUUAUACAUUCAUGAUAGGAAUCUGAAUCUAAUGUUAUUAUGAUGCAUAAUUUGUCAGCAUGAACCUCUGACUGCAACAACAAAGUUACAUGAAUGCAUGCAUUACAGCCCAAAUGCUUGCUUGCUAUAAAAUAAAGCUAAUGGUGGGGAAUCCAGAACUAAUGGUUCACUUUUAUUUGAAUUUAAUCAUGAUGUGAAAGAGACCAGCAGGUAAGUGAAAUUCCAUCAGUGGAAUAUGAAGUUAAGCACUAAACUGGAUAUUAAAGAGCCUUUUCAAUGUCCUUUUGGAUGUUAGUAAUGUCUUGUCUAAUAUGACCUGAUUCAGAGUAGCACUGUACCUAACUACCAAUCAAUAUGAUGAUAGGAUAGGAUGAUAUGCACUGCCCCCUACUGUUUAGUUUCACCUAACCUUUCU
This is a messenger RNA of Colossoma macropomum (tambaqui), 2846 nucleotides long. Its product is annotated as polyunsaturated fatty acid lipoxygenase ALOX15B-like. Lineage: Eukaryota; Metazoa; Chordata; Actinopteri; Characiformes; Serrasalmidae. The transcript is spliced from 15 exons. The record is from RefSeq and is a predicted model, not a curated record. The coding region runs from base 120 to 2114 and encodes 664 amino acids. Gene Ontology annotation, molecular function: iron ion binding; protein binding; oxidoreductase activity, acting on single donors with incorporation of molecular oxygen, incorporation of two atoms of oxygen. Gene Ontology annotation, biological process: linoleic acid metabolic process; lipid oxidation.